AUGUCAACUGCAUUCCGUCGCGACGAAUUCACAAACGACGACGACUUCUUUAUUCACAUCAACGAGCACCGCCUCCAGGACACCCUCGAUGCCAACGACCGGAACGACUUCAUCCAAUGGUUGGCUGCCUACACUGCUGACGAGGCCAGCGUGUCGUCCUUUGCUGAGGGUCAAUCGACCCAACAUGCAUCUGUGUCUGGCAGCGAUGGAUUCAGCGAUAUGAGUCACAUGAUCAGCUUCCCGACAAACUUUCGCCUCUUACCCAGACCCCUGGUGACCAAGAAGUUCAGUCAGCACAGGCCGCAGUAUGAAGAUUGGAUGCGGCGGACACAGGAUGCCCUCGACCACGAUAUGGCAACUCGAUCUCGCAACGCCCCAACAUCUUUCCAAAUGCCCGGUGCGUACAUGGCCUCAGCGCCUGCGAGCCCAUCGUCCCACGUUCCCCAGCCCGCCCCCCAAACGCCGAGAUCGCCAGCGAGCCGACCGCAGGGCUCCCACCAUCGAUCGCCGCACACAUACCCACAAGGCCUCUUGCCAAGUGCCAUCCACCGCCGGGAACUGCAGACCUCCAUCGACGAGGACGCCGCUCGCCUCCAAGACCUCAACCGACAAUACAAAGCCGCGGCAAGCAAGGCGAUGGAUCUUCACGGCGAGAUGCGGCACGUCUCUAUCAGACUCAAGACUCGCCUCCUCCAGCUGACGCUCUCCGAGGGAAGCACCGACGACCGGCCGAACAUGAUACCUGAGGAGGAGGAAGACGAGGGGGGAAAGGAGACUGGCGGGGCUCAGGAUCGGGAGCAGAACCAGGAGCAGGAGCGUUUUCCCGGCGCCGGUUACAAUUCAGUGGCCCGGUCGGCUCGCGAGCAUUCAUUGGAUGCAGAAGGGGCGGAUAGGCUAUUCGUUCAAUUGAGCGCCUACACGUUCAAGACUGCACGCUCAGGCGAGCAGUAUGUCUGCCAGUCCUUGCCUCAACUGCGCCUUUACCAAACCACUUCAAACAACCUACAAAUCUUCAGGUCUGCCAGUCCUUGCCUCAACUGCGCCUUUACCAAACCACUUCAAACAACCUACAAAUCUUCAGGUCUGCCAGUCCUUGCCUCAACUGCGCCUUUACCAAACCACUUCAAACAACCUACAAAUCUUCAGGUCUGCCAGUCCUUGCCUCAACUGCGCCUUUACCAAACCACUUUAAACAACCUACAAAUCUUCAGGUCUGCCAGUCCUUGCCUCAACUGCGCCUUUACCAAACCACCUCAAACACCCAGGUCCACCGGUCCGCCUUAA
Colletotrichum navitas is the source of this 1284-nucleotide messenger RNA. RefSeq lists its product as uncharacterized. NCBI's taxonomy places the organism in Eukaryota, Fungi, Ascomycota, Sordariomycetes, Glomerellales, Glomerellaceae. The coding region runs from base 1 to 1284 and encodes 427 amino acids. The transcript is spliced from 3 exons. The record is from RefSeq and is a predicted model, not a curated record.